CCGGGAAGUAACGUGGCUGCGCGACGAACAGGGCCAAAGCACAGGAUACGAAGAUAGCCGAGCACGACCGAGGUCGCGAGCGUCGACCGAAUGAGUCUCUCUCUCCCUCUCUCUAUUUCUCUCUCUCUCUCUCUCUUUCUACUUGUCAGCGCUCGGGUCCAGUACUUCAGUACGUGCACAGCGGCCGGCCGGCGUGCAUAGUUGUUGAUAGUAGUGUCGUGUGUUCUUGAAAUCGAGCGCUUUUUUCGCGCGAAAUCGCUCCUCUGCCGUGGUUAUUUUUACCAAUGUCCGUACGAAACGAGAGCUAAACUCGACGAUCAGACGACGUCGUCUUUGUGCUCCGAACGGCGCCGGGCCUCAGGGCCCGGUCGCUCUCGUUUCCACUUAGGUCGACUCCGGGAAGCAUGCGAUUAUGGAGCUUGCAGGCUCCCGGGGACAAACCGGCUGCGAUGUCUGCACGGGCGUUACCCUUCGACGGCAGUUUCCCUCGUGUAAUUAUCGUCGCGAGUCGCACGACGAAAGUCAGUACUUCCUCAAAUCAACGAAGGUAUAUUCUCGAGAAAAGAGAGAGGAAGCAAGAGAUAGAAUACAAGAGAGAGAAAGAAGGAAACACACAAAGCAUCAUCGUGUCGAAGGGUCAAACUGUGCCAAGAUAGCAUUACGAGACAAAUAAAAAAUCCUGACCAGAGAGCUUCAGCAAAAAAAAAAAAUCAAGAAAAAUACUCAUUUGAUUGAUUGUCAUAUGAGAUUAAUUGAGAAGAAUUGCCUAAAUUCUUGCAUUCGCAAUUUCUCGAGUUACUGUCCAAUCUUCUAUGAUCUUUGCAUCAAUUGCAUCGCGUAGAUGACACGCGCUGCCAUCGUAGCGUUGUGUUGAGAGUGCAAAUUUUUGUGGAGUAAAAAAAAAUAGAUGCAAUAGGCAUUGACAAGUACGAGUUUGACGAGAAUUGGGAGUACAAAAGUGUGCGUAGAAAAGCGUGCUUCGGAGGGGACGCAAUGACGCGAGGAAGAAACAUAUGAAGAGGAGAUGAAGAAAGGAUUUGGCGAAGUAAAGUAGAAAAAGUGCGAGAGCAGCGGCAGAUACACGAAACUGGCGACCCAAGCACGUGACAGCGGCUCCCGUGGGUCUCGGACCCGCCGCCGAGCCAAUGGUGGGUCGCUCUCCAGCCGGGGCAGCACCACAGAGAUGCAAUGCGGUCUGUGCGCCGUCGUCGCUGGUCUGUUCCGCCGGGCUAUGUGUAUUGCAGGCAGUCGACGCGGCUCCGGAGAAUCCUGUUAUCAGGAACUGGCCACGGAUAUGCAGGAGCGACGACCCUCGCAGGUGGAAGAUGCAGAAAUUGAGCUCAUUAAAGCAAGCGAAAUCGUGAAGAGAGUGAAAAACGUUCAAGCGGAAGAGAGGCGGACUGACGAGGUAACGGUGGACAGCGAGGAACAGAAUGCGGUGUUUGUGUGUAUUUCCGAUAGCAGCUUAUUUCGUAAUUCUGGUACAUCGACUACGUUACCAGAAGUCCGUGAUGGAUUAUCUACGGCGGAAGCAGCAUUCAGACGUUUAUCGGAUGCGGAACAAAUUCUGCUGGAGAGUUUGGACAUCGAUCAAUAUAGACCCAGGCACACUGGCCGAUUUCUGACGAUGCAUAAAAGACGACGUAAGAAGCUUACUACCAGAUCCUUGAAUCAGGAACCAGGUAUCUUGGACGAUAUCUUUCACGGACUGGUACAGUGCGUGUUGCAAAGAGCUGGAAACUGGCGCUUUAAUGCUUUCACGCUGGAAACAGUCACAGGUGGUCGUUCGCUGCCGGUAUUAUGUGUCCACCUCUUCCAUUGUUAUGGUCUUUUUCAAUACUUCAGUUUGGAUGUUGUAACAGUAUGGAAAUUAUUUGCUUUUAUCGAGGAGGGUUAUCACAGUACAAAUCCUUACCACAACAGUAUACAUGCGACGGAUGUCACUCAGGCAAUGCAUUGCUUUCUCCAAGAAAAAAAGAUUAAAACACAUCUAACCAAUUUAGAAAUUAUGGCUUCCUUGAUAGCGGCUGUAACGCAUGACUUAGAUCAUCCGGGUGUUAAUCAACCGUUUUUGGUCGCAACGAGUAAUCAUUUAGCUGCGCUUUAUCAGAAUACUUCUGUUCUCGAAAAUCAUCACUGGAGAUCAGCUAUAGGAUGUCUUCUAGAAAGCGGUGUCUCGGCACAAUUACCAGCCGACGUAAGACCAGAACUUCAACGGCAUAUCAGUUCAUUGAUCUUAGCAACAGAUAUUACAAGACAACAAGAAUUUCUUACGCGUUUUAGGGAUUAUUUGAGCAACAAUUCACUUGAAAUGAAACGCGAGGAAGAUCGUCAUUUCAUCCUACAAAUUGCUCUAAAAUGCGCAGAUAUUUCCAAUCCGUGCAGACCGUGGGAUAUAUCUAGGAAAUGGUCUUACAAGGUUUGCGAAGAGUUUUUCAGACAGGGCGAUUACGAGCGUCGUUUAAAUCUUCCAGUAACGCCAUUAUGUGAUCGACAUACCACUAGCAUCCCAAAAAUCCAAGCUGGUUUUUUCAAACACGUCGUUACGCCUCUCUACGUAGAAUGGCAUCGUUUUCUCGGUGAUGGUUUGAGUGUGUCAUUAAUGGAAUAUUUAAAGAUGAAUCAGAAAAAAUGGGAAUCACUGAUUAACCAAGAGAUAACUGAAGAAAAAGAAACCGACAUUUCUGAAUUUAAUGAACCUGAAGGAGUCAUUAGUUCGGGCGAAGAAACGGCCGCUGAUGAAGAUUCGGGCAGUAUUGAUCUGCUGAUACCAGCAACUUAUGUGCAAACAGCGCGAAUGCCGACAUUGCCAGGACGAGUUGGACUCGAUCGCGUUGGUAGACGUCAUUCCGUUCCUUUAAGUGUAUCGAAAUCAUUGUACUUACCUUUAACCCAGCCCAAUAGAAGAGAAAGUAUGCCGAUCGAACAAGCCAAAGCGAAAAAUCAAUUCUGGAAGAUAGAAGAUCAAAAUUUAUUGGGGCCGAGUUCAUUGUCUCUAUUGUCUUCCAAAAGUAAUAUGAGCGAGUCAAAUGUUAGUGUUGUCGAGAGACCAGUUAGCGCAGAGAAUCUCUUACCAGAGACAAGUAUAGCCAGUAUUACGAGCAGCACCGAAGCAUCGAGAUUAAAUACAGUUCUGCAAUCGAAUAAUCAGUACAACGCGCAAACUAAACAACUUAUACGACAACAGACUUUCCCUCCGUUGCAACCAAGUACAAGAAUGAGGUAUAUGUCUGCGACUGCGGAAAUGUCACAAUGUUACAUUCAGACAUUGCUGGAAACUGACAAUUCCUUUAGUUGCUCGACUCAUACGAAAGAAAAAUCAUGUCCAAGCGGUCGGUACUGUUCACACGAUCCUAAUUCACGUCAUCAAAAGAAAUCCAGCAUAAGUCCUCUUUCUAAAGAAUUACCGACGGAUAUAUCUGUCAAAAAACAAGGCUCGACCUUGUUGGAUACAACAAAACAGAAACAUACUGUCAAUUCCAUGCGUCGCCAUUCUAUACAGACUGUUCGCACUGAUGAUUCUUUUUCUAAACAUAGAUAUAAAAGGCCUUCUUCCGCUCAAGAUCCAGAUUCCACGCAAAUGUUCUAUGCUGCGUUAACGGGUUCUUACAGUGACAAAAACAAAUGUGUUCCUGACAUGUACAUUGCGGAAUGUAAGUCGAAUUUAGAUUGCAACACCGAAUUUAAAUGUCAUGAUGCGAAAUUAACAGUUCAAGAACUGCAAACUACGUUGUUGCCCAAAAAAUUAGAUCAAUCUACUUCAUCGACUUUGAGCGCAUAUUCUGCACAAGAACCGCGAAGAUAUUCAACUUCUGUCACAGAAUGUAAAACGAUAACGGUCGAUCAUGCAGGUAGACGAUAUACCACGAUACCCGUGUCUUCUGAGCUUAGCACUCACAAAGUGUUCUUUAUCGGUAGUCCUCCUGAUUCGCCUCCUAAUCAUAGUGUAUCUUCAUCGAGUGACAGUGGUAGUGAGCCAAAAAGAAGUAUCGAUGAUUCGAGUAAGGAAGCUAGUGUUAUCAUUGGCAAUAGAAAGGAAUUGGAUAAUGUGAAAGAAAAAAAUUCGAAGAGUUCAAAGUUCAAUUCCGAUGCGCAAAUGAAGGAAAAUGUUGAUCCCCGAACGAAUGACGACGUCGCUAAAGCAUCAUCUCGUAGAGGCAAUCAGGGAUGGGCAAAAAGACGCGGAUCAGCUCCAGUUGGUCUUCUAUCAAAAUUGGACGAUUUUACUUCAACGAAUAUAUCUACCAGAGUUGAUCAUAAUUGCAGACGUGGAUCAGUACCAACUGAUAUUACUAAACAUCAAGGUGGAAGUUGUAACCGGUUAACUCUAGGAUAUCGAGGAGACAAUUUUUCGGAUCUACGAAGAUCUAGUCUUCCGCAAGAGACUGCAUUAGGAAAUCUUUUAGAAAAUGUCCUCACUUUAACUCGCGAGCGUGAAAGCAUUUCAAUAAACAACAAUAAUAAUAACAACAAUAACAGUAACCGCAGCAACAAUAACGGCAUUAGUAAAUGUGAUAGUACCAUGUCCGGAAUGCUUUCUCCAAGACGAGGAUCAAUACCAGCAGACAUAUCCGAAUUACGUCGCGAUCUAUUUAGUAGGAAUAAUGUAAAUAGUAAACCGCGAAACCGGAAAAAAAUUUUAAGAAGACGUAGUAGUGGUGGCCCAGAAAUGUUCACCUGUGGAUCUACCGAUGGAAACGACAAUGGUACAUGGCUCAAAUGGAAGAGAGACAUAGGAAAGCGCGAUCCUGUUCCCGAAGCAUUUGUCAAACGACGAGGAUCUCUACCCAUAGAGAUGGUGGCUGUUUCACAUGCUGGUCGGUACAACCAUAGAUAAAGGAGGAUGUCGUAACACAAGCGGGAUCAACAUCAGCACGUAGAUCUAGCCUGUGGCGGGUUUAGUAUGCUGUAGAAAAAACAGGGCCGUCCAUGCAGUGAUUAAAUCAUCACAACAGUCUUUCCUUAAAUUAUCAGCAGUAACAUCAGCGACGAUCGAUUACUGAUUUUUAAAAUUGUCAAUAUUAAAGACAUUUUUAUCGAUUGUAAAUGUGAGCAAGUGAAUAUUGUAAUUAUAUUUUUCAUGAUUUUAAAUAGUGUUAUGAGAAUGAUAAAUCAAUUUAUACUUGAAUCACGUGAAUUGGUUAAUAUCGAUAUGAUUGUGAUAUCACAAGUAUUGUGAUAUGUUCUUGCAUAUGCUAAACAAAUCGAAAGUAGUUGGAAGAUUUUGAUUGUUAAUUGAGAUGUUGCAAAUUUAUGUUAUAGGUAUAAUAUUGAAUAUCGAGACAUUAGUCUCGUAUAAUCUAAUAAAUAAAGAACGGAGAGAUGGAGUAAGUGAGGGAAUGAGUGAGUGAGUGAG
Acromyrmex echinatior (Panamanian leafcutter ant) is the source of this 5356-nucleotide messenger RNA. RefSeq lists its product as uncharacterized. The record is from RefSeq and is a predicted model, not a curated record. Gene Ontology annotation, molecular function: 3',5'-cyclic-nucleotide phosphodiesterase activity. NCBI's taxonomy places the organism in Eukaryota, Metazoa, Arthropoda, Insecta, Hymenoptera, Formicidae. Gene Ontology annotation, biological process: signal transduction.